AUGGCGGAGACCAAGUCUCCAAUCGUGGACAUCCACACCCAUGUCUACCCACCCUCCUACAUCGCCCUCCUCAAAUCCCGCUCCAGCAUUCCUUACAUCCGCUCUUUUCCCCCAUCUUCCUCUCUCCGUCUAGUUAUUCUUCCUGCCGAGGAUACAGAGAGCACUUCCAGAGGCCGGCCAGUCGGAUCAGAAUAUUAUGACAUCAACAAGAAGAUAGAGUUCAUGGACACACACUCCAUCGACAUCUCAGUCAUCUCCCUCGCAAAUCCAUGGCUGGACUGGGUACCUGCAGAUGAAGCUGCAAAAGCCGCUGAAGGAAUCAAUGAUGAAGUAAAUGAAGAGUGUGGGAAAUUUCCAGGCAGGCUAUUUGCGUUUGCGACUUUGCCGUUAAGUGGGGGAAAGGAUGUGAUUGGGAAGGAGAUCGCGAGGUUAAAGGAACUCAAGUACAUGAGGGGUAUUAUUCUAGGAACAACAGGUCUAGGAAGGGGGCUAGACGACCCAGAGCUCCUGCCUAUCUUCCAAGCAUUGCAAAAUGCGAAGUUGCCGAUUUUCUUGCACCCACAUUAUGGACUGCCGAGCUCGGUAUGGGGGGAGCGAGCAAACGAUUAUGGUCAUGUUCUGCCGCUCGCCCUGGGCUUUCCGCUGGAGACGACCAUUGCAGUUACGAGAAUGAUCUUGGCGGGUGUGUUUGAGACGGUGCCGGAUUUGCAGAUGAUUCUUGCACACUCGGGAGGCACUCUUCCAUUCUUGGCAGGGAGGAUAGAAAGCUGUAUUGAGCAUGAUGCGCAUCUCAAGGCUGCAGGGAAACUAGGAAAUGGAAGGAAGACUGUGUGGGAUGUGUUGAAGAAGAACAUCUAUCUGGAUGCAGUGGUGUACAGUGAAGUUGGAUUGAAAGCUGCGAUUCAAGCCAGUGGAGAGGACAGGGUUAUGUUCGGCACUGAUCAUCCGUUCUUUCCCCCUCUGGAAGAGGAAGGUGAGAAAUGGGCGAGUGUGGAGACGAAUUAUGAGGCGAUCAAAGGCGCUCUUGGUGGAGGUAGCAAGAAGGAGAGAGCGGCGCUGGGGGGGAAUGCUAUGAGAGUCUUAAACCUCAAUUCAAAAUAG
Messenger RNA from Lachnellula hyalina, 1101 nucleotides. RefSeq names its product 2-amino-3-carboxymuconate-6-semialdehyde decarboxylase (gene acmsd). The transcript has a single exon. NCBI's taxonomy places the organism in Eukaryota, Fungi, Ascomycota, Leotiomycetes, Helotiales, Lachnaceae. The record is from RefSeq and is a predicted model, not a curated record. Gene Ontology annotation, cellular component: cytoplasm; cytosol. Gene Ontology annotation, biological process: secondary metabolic process. The coding region runs from base 1 to 1101 and encodes 366 amino acids. Gene Ontology annotation, molecular function: carboxy-lyase activity; hydrolase activity.